Messenger RNA from Rhodamnia argentea, 661 nucleotides. RefSeq lists its product as uncharacterized. The record is from RefSeq and is a predicted model, not a curated record. Lineage: Eukaryota; Viridiplantae; Streptophyta; Magnoliopsida; Myrtales; Myrtaceae. The transcript is spliced from 2 exons. Bases 93 to 419 code for a protein of 108 amino acids.
UGCUCCUUUCUCUUGUUGGAAAAAGCCAGAGCUUCUUCCACAACCUCCCCGAAACUCAUUCCCAACCAGAGUCUCUUGCGUGUGGAGUGAUCAUGGGAGGCUGCGCAAGCGUACCCAAGGAGACCAACGGCGCCCUCCCCGUGGAGGCUCCCGCCACCGAGACUGUCCCUCAGGAGAACGGCAACGGAGACGAGACUCAGAAGGAAGCCCCGCUAGUGGAUCUUUCCGAGCCCAAACCUGACGAGACCGCAGAGGCUAAGAGUGCCGAGCCCGAGACCGUCACCAGAGAGCUCGACGCUUCGGCGUCGGAAUCACCUGUCGAGCCAACAGAGACCAAGGUCGUAGUAGCUGAGGACAAGCCCGACGCGGCGGCGGUGACCGAAGAGGGGAAGGAAGCCGCGGAAGCGAAGAGCUCCUGAGGCGAAGGAUGAUAAAACCAUGAGAGCCUAGAAUGAAUGUGCCUUACCCAGAGUUCCUUUAGCAAUUUAUUCAACAUUUUCAUUGAUAAGGAAAAGAAGUGUUGGCUCCCUCUUUCUUCUUCGAAUCUGGCUAAAACAUGCACCUUCCAUUUGUGAUCAGUGGACCAUUGAGAGAAUCAACACCUAACGACCAAACUCAGUGCUCAAAAUCAAAAUUCCAGCAAUUAGAAUAAUGAGAUUAA